AUGGUUCGCUUCCUAUCCACCAGUACCAUCCGAGCAACGAGUCACAAUGACUCCACUAGAAGAGUCGAGUUAACUCCAUGGGAUCUCCGACACCUCAUAGUUGGGUAUAUUCAGAGGGGCCUCCUCUUUGUCAAACCUACAUCUUCACAAGAAAAACAACUUGAUGAAGAAAACAAUGUGAUCGAUCACCUAGCAUCCUCCCUCUCUCGCACAUUGGAUAUAUUCUAUCCCCUUGCUGGCCGACUUGCCAUGAUUGAAAACAGUGAAGAUGACACCACCUCCUUCUUCAUUGACUGCAAUAACCAUGGUGCCCAAUUUGUCCAUGCAGUUGCAGAUGGUAUCACUGUGGCUGAUAUCCUUGAGCCUAUUUAUAUCCCUGAUCACAUUGUCGAUUCCUUGUUCCUUAUGAACAGUGUUCCGAACUAUGAAGGCGUUUCCAAACCAUUGCUCGCCGUGCAAGUAACUGAGCUUGUUGACGGCAUCUUCAUCGGUUGCUCUCUAAACCAUGCCGUUUCUGAUGCAACCACAUUCUGGCAUUUCUUUAAUACUUGGUCUGAGAUUUCUCGAGGCAACAGUGACAAUUUGCAACCGUACCCCAUAUUUGAACGUAGUGGUUUUGACGGUGUUAUCAACUUUCCCAUUCACAUACCAAGCCCUCUAAAAGUAAAAGCUGAGAAAUUCAUUCCUGAUCAACAGCUGCAACGAAGGUAUUUUCACUUUACAAAGGAAAAAAUUGCAGAGCUUAAAGCAAAGGCCAACAAAGAAAUGGACACUGACAGGAUCUCAUCUCUGCAAGCAGUCGUGGGUCAUUUUUGGCGAUCCACAACUCGCUGUCGGUGUCUAGAUUCUGGCGAAAAGGUUAUCUGCAUUGUAGCUCUGGGGACGAGGCAUAGAAUGCAACCUCCAUUGCCAAAACAGUACUUUGGGAACGCAGUGCAUGGGGAGAUAGUCAUAAGCACAGCAGGGGACUUGAUAGAACACGGAAUCGGCUGGGCGGCUUGGCGUAUAAACAAUAUGAUUGCUUCAAAGACAACGCAAGAAGUGAGAAAGUACUUGAAUGAGUGGGUGAAAAAUCCUUGGGUGGUGAACACUACCAGCAGCCCAGCCAUAAGUAAUAAAGUGCUCUUAGGAAGCUCGCCAUGGUUCAACGUGUAUGGUAAUGACUUUGGUUGGGGAAAACCCAUCGCGUUGCGAGGCGGUUUUGGGGCUAAAUUUGAUGGGUCGUUACUUGUGUUUCCUGGGAAAGAAGAGGGUAGCUUUGAUUUUGAAGUUUGCCUUUUGCCUGAGACUCUAGUUGCCAUGGGAGAGGAUGCAGAGUUUAUGGAGGCUGUGGCCACAUGAACUUAUAAGGCCGGCUUAGAUUAAAGGGAGGGAGAGAGAUUGAAGAAGAGUAAAAGAGAAUGGACCGAAAAUUCUCAAUCCAAACCGACCAUUAAUUACUUAUGACCAAUAAUUAAUGGGUGGCUUUUUUAGUCCAAAUUGGAUCGUAAGAACUGGAUGCUUUUUUAAUCAUUCGCCGUCUCACUACUAUGAUGAAUUUACUUUCUUGGGAUCUUUUGUUCGAACAUUUUAUUAUUUUUUUUUUGCAUUUAUUUCUUGCAAAUUUCUUAGCCAUCAUGUUUGUCAAACUUAUUCAGUUCAAAGGUUAAUUCCCUUGUACUUAGGAGAACAAAGAAAUUUGCAG
Quercus lobata is the source of this 1684-nucleotide messenger RNA. RefSeq lists its product as uncharacterized. NCBI's taxonomy places the organism in Eukaryota, Viridiplantae, Streptophyta, Magnoliopsida, Fagales, Fagaceae. The transcript has a single exon. The record is from RefSeq and is a predicted model, not a curated record. Bases 1 to 1341 code for a protein of 446 amino acids.